Hemiscyllium ocellatum (epaulette shark) is the source of this 2877-nucleotide messenger RNA. RefSeq names its product GRAM domain containing 1c (gene gramd1c). Bases 127 to 1608 code for a protein of 493 amino acids. The transcript is spliced from 13 exons. Gene Ontology annotation, biological process: intracellular sterol transport. Gene Ontology annotation, cellular component: plasma membrane; endoplasmic reticulum membrane; endoplasmic reticulum-plasma membrane contact site. The record is from RefSeq and is a predicted model, not a curated record. Gene Ontology annotation, molecular function: sterol binding; sterol transfer activity. Lineage: Eukaryota; Metazoa; Chordata; Chondrichthyes; Orectolobiformes; Hemiscylliidae.
CAUUUGGAGUAUCUUCUGUGCUCAACAGGUUCUACACAGUGUUUUGUUAUGUGUACAAAUGUCAGCAUGUCACACUAGCAUGGGUGUGGAACAGUACAGCAUUUAAAUGAAACGGAGCUCAUUGGAAUGGUCCAGCAAAAUUAUGGCAGAGAUCUGCAUUUAAGGAAGAAUGAAAUGGAGAAUCUGCAGUUAGCUAAUGAUGAAAGCCACUUUGCAGGAAUUGUGGGGAACAACACGUAUAAUGAAUAUAACAAUAAAGGAGACCAGCCAAUUGUAUCCAAAACCAUUUGUACUGAUGCACGUGCUCAGGAUUUAAAUACAGUUUCUUUUGGAGACACUACAGUUGUAAAUCCUUCAGUUGUUAUCCAAGACAAUGCAUCAACAAUGUCCCCCAGAGAACAAGGCCGGGCUGAGAAACAAGAACAUGGCCAACCCCUUGCUACACCUGAAAGGGAAAAUAAUAACAGAGUUGGCAGCAAGUCACCUUCAUCCUCUUUAGACUAUAAUGGCAAUGAAGAUCUUCCUGCUGAGAGAACAGAUGCAUCUGAAUUUGCAAAUGCAGCUGAAGAGAAGACUUGCAGUGACCUCCAGGGUAAACUUUACAUUAACAGAGUAUUCAACAUGAGUGCAGACAAGAUGUUUGAGCUCCUCUUCACUGACUCUCAGUUUAUACAGAAAUUUAUUAGUACAAGAAAAAUUACAGACCUCAUUAGUACUCCAUGGGAGAAAGAAGAGAAUGGUAACCAGGCAAGAACAAUGAAGUACAUAAUAACCAUUACAAAUCCUCUGAUUGGCAAGUUUUCAACAGCAACUGAAAAACAGACGUUGUGUAAAGGCAGCCAGGAAGUGAAGUACUACCUGAUUGAUGCAGAAGUGACCACACAUGAUGUGCCUUACCAUGACUAUUUUUAUACACACAACCGAUACUGCAUCAUUCAGACCUCAAAGCGCAAAUGCCGGCUAAGAGUUUCAACAGAUGUGUGCUACAGAAAACAGCCAUGGGGUUUGGUGAAGUCUUUCAUACAGAAAAACUCAUGGAGUGGUUUAGAAGAUUACUUCAAACAAUUAGAAUCUGACUUGUUGGUUGAAGAAGCAGUGCACAAUCCAAUCUCCGCCGAAUUGGGCCAGUCUGGACUUCGGAGACGUCGGCGAACACUCAAUCGGAGCCCCGCGGACCAGUUUACCAGUUUAGCUCCUCGUCUGGAUGUAGAUACGAGGCAAAUGUACACUGACAGAGGAAGUAAUUUGGAAAGUAAACCAAUACUCCAGAAUCGGGGCCUUUUGAAGUUUGUGUUGGGCAUGAGUGCAAUACUCUUUAUCCUCGCCUUGUUGAAUUUAGUCCUCUACUUUAAACUUCUGAACAUUGAAAAAGUGGCUCAAAAAGUCCAUUCAUCAAACAAGAUCAGAAUAUCCGAAAAACUGAGUGCUGGUUUGGAUCAAGAGAUAACAACAAAGGGAACAAAAUGGCAGAAUGAUGCUGAACUUCACCAUCUGCGUGCAGUGAUCAAUGAUUCGAUUUUACUUCUCGAACAGUUAAAAGGUUCAUUGGCAACAAUCCAGAAGAAUUUUGACGUGAAAAACCAGACAGUGACAAACCAGGGCAGAUAGCAUCUCUGAAGAAUGCAUGUGAAGUCCAAGGGUGGUUGAGAAGUGAAGAUGAAAAACAAUAAAAAUAAUAUUUUGUAUUUAUGUGGCACCUUUCGCAUUAAGAGCAACCCAUAAUAGAUCCAUGUUCAUGCCUGGUUUUGGAAGCAAAUCUGCAGCCUCCAAGCCAGAUAUUGUCCCUUAAAUGUAUAAACUGUGAUUAUCACAGUUUCAGUCUUUGGAUGUACAGUACUGAACACUAAAUGUAAGUUCAACAGAUUUUAAUUUGCGAUUAUGAAUUUUCCACAGCUUUGGAAUUUGAUUAAAUAUCAAAACACUGGCAUUAAAGCAUUGUAUUUCACUAAUCAUUUAAUCACUCAAUUUUCACUGCUUAAAAAUUGUCCAGCUGGUUUCGGCUAUGUUUCUUCAUUGAUUUUUUUUUCUCUCUGCACCUUCUUUUCUAAGCAGUGUUCCAUUUGAUGUUGGAACUUGACAAUCUUAAUAGUUGCUGUGCACAAAACAUAUCUAGGGUUUGUACUUAGAACAAACGGAUUUAUUUUUUUAAAAUUGUUGAUGAAUAGAUUUUUAAUGCAUAGUAUCUAAUUGCAAAGUCUGUUUUAAGUCUGUUCUAAAACUUGAAUUUUUUUUGUUACCAAAAACGCAAGGAUAUCAUGUGAUCUGUGAAGCACCACUCAGGGUCAUUUGUUUCAUUGUUUACAUUUUAGAAUUUUAGUUUGAAAUGUAAUCUUACUCUGCCAGUGUUUUUAAUUAAGCGUCGGUUCUUAAUGAAGACUCGAAGGCAGAAAUUUCUUUUGAAUGUUCAAUUUAUGCAACUGUUACCUGUGUUUCCUAAUGGAGGCACUUGCUAAAAUACAGGCCAGAGAAAUAUGCUUCAGGAACAUGAAGUGUUUCUCUCUUGCUACGAACAGUAAUUUGAAUUCUCUUUAAGUUGAAACCUCUGUGUAGUGGAGUGGUGAAAGAUAACUUGGAUAUUCUGAUGCAACUCCUUUGUCAUUAGAUAACUGAAGUUCCUGACCUAGACCUACUGUUUCCAUUUGCUUUAAGACAAUGAGUGUGGUUGUGAUUUGGAGAAUCAAAUUCAGGAAAGGGAUUUUGGAUUACCCAUUUUACAUCAGUAAUGAUAAGGUACCGGACAAGGAUGGUAAAGAAAUGUGUAGCAAUCAGUGAACUAAAGAAAUUUUAUGGAAAAGAAGUUUUUCAAGUUUUAAAAAAAUUUCUACCGUGCGAAAUCUAUCGGGCAUUUCUUGGAAAUAAACUCUAUUCAUUGCUUAA